Scophthalmus maximus (turbot) is the source of this 3940-nucleotide messenger RNA. RefSeq names its product serine (or cysteine) peptidase inhibitor, clade H, member 2 (gene serpinh2). Gene Ontology annotation, cellular component: endoplasmic reticulum. The coding region runs from base 516 to 1796 and encodes 426 amino acids. Gene Ontology annotation, biological process: collagen fibril organization; negative regulation of endopeptidase activity. Gene Ontology annotation, molecular function: serine-type endopeptidase inhibitor activity. Lineage: Eukaryota; Metazoa; Chordata; Actinopteri; Pleuronectiformes; Scophthalmidae. The transcript has 5 exons. The record is from RefSeq and is a predicted model, not a curated record.
GCAAAUUUAAUUUCAUUACACAAGAACAUUGAAUAUAAAUACCCCUGCCCUAAUUAAAAAAAACCCAAAAUGCAGACAGUUUUAUGACAAAACGCCCUCAGAUGGAGGCUCCUCGACCGAAUCGGUCAGUCUGCUGUCACCGGGGUCUACAUCCCCCUCUCUCAGGGUCACCGAGCCGGGGCGAUGAGAAGACCAUCAGCGACCCCGCCUGAACGGCUCGUGGAACUGCAGCCCCCGAACUGAGCCCAGGAACCACGGGGGCUUCGUCACCCGCAGCCUUCUCUUCACAGUACGGUGAAACUACACGAAAAAAAAUGAACAUAUAGUAGGGACAGUGGCCGCCCGCUGCGGGGGACGUUUCACCGGGGGGGCACAGCGGAGCUCCGAGAGGUGACGGCCCACUUCCUGUGCGCGCUGCCACGUCUUCCCCGGCGCCACUUCCUCUGGAGCGCCGAGCCGAGCCGAGCCGAGCGGAGCCGAGGGAUACACACUUGAAAAUUAAUUCACGAUCCACCAUGCUGCCGAGGCCCCCAGUGUUUCUUCUAAUUUCUCUGCCAGUUCUCCUGGCGCAGGGCAGCACCACCAGUUCAUCCAGGAAGAGCUCCGGCGCCCCGGCCAGCGCUCCCCGCCGCCCGCCUCCUCCUCCUCCUCCUCCUCUGGGUGACCCCAGCUGGGCCCUGGGUCUGCGCCUGUACCAGGCCCUGCGCUCUGAGCCCGGCCCAGUGAACACCCUGUUCUCCCCUCUGCUUGUGGCCUCCUCGCUCGGCGCGCUGGGCGGGGGUGCCGCGGGCACCACUGCCAGCCAGCUCCGGGACCUCCUCAAGUCUCCCUCCGCCUCCAAGGCCGGUGCCCAGGCCGGGGGCCUUCUGUCAGGGGCGUUGAAGAGCUUCGCCGAAGCCAACGCGACCACCUUUCACCUGCACACAUCCUCAGCUGUGUUUUCCAAGCAGGCCCCUCCGCUCGGCCAGGCCUUUGUGAAGGGCAGCCAGGCCAAGUUCAGGCUGCAGCAUCGGCCACUGGGGAAGGGAGACUCCAAGGCUGACCUGAAGCAGCUCCAUGACUGGGCUGAAGGUGGGCUCGGGGGGCAGGAGGGAGCUCCCAUGGAGGCAGAAAUCCAGGUCAAGGCUGGAGCCUUGAUACUGGCCAAUGCCCUGCAUUUUAAAGGGCUGUGGGAGAGAGAGUUCAGCGAGGGGAGUGCUGAUCGCCGUACCUUCUUGGGGAAGAAAUACACCAAAGUAAUGAUGCUGCAUAGAGCAGGUUUGUACCGUCACCAUGAAGACGUAGAAAACAUGGUGCAGGUUCUGGAGGCGCCCCUGUGGGGAGGCAAGGCCAGCGUGGUUCUCCUGCUGCCCUUCCACGUCGAGGAUCUGGCCAGGCUGGACAAGCUGCUGACCCUGGAACUGCUGUCCAGGUGGCUCGAGAACACCAACGUCACCAGCGUGGCCAUCUCGCUGCCCAAGGCGAACAUUAGCAGCGCAUUCAGUCUGCAGAAACAGUUGCUUGCUCUGGGCUUGACCGAUGCGUGGGACCCGAAGGUGGCCGAUUUCUCCGGUGUGUCAGACAAGAGCAAAGGGAAGCUUCAUCUCGCUGGUGUCCUCCACUGGGCCCACCUGGAGCUGGCUGCUGAAGCUGGGAAGGGACAGGCGGAUCUAGAGGAGGAGAACAUAGACAAGGCCAAGCUGUUCUACGCAGAUCACCCCUUCAUCAUCCUUGUCAGAGACAACGUUACCAGAGCCCUGUUGCUGAUGGGCGCUCUGGACCACGCAGAGGGAGAAGCCCUCCAUGAUGAACUGUAACGUCCUCCAGCAUCUAUCCAUUUCCUUUUUUUUUUGUCUCUGUCUUUAACACUCUCUCUCACUGGUUUCUUAGUCACAACAUUGCCAUUCUCUAUGGCACUCUAAAACAUCAGACCAUGUCUGGCUGUCAUGCAUUGACACUGCAUAUUCUCGCACUGACUGACGCUGACACUGCCUUACCUGAAACUCACACACACACACACACACACACACACACACACACACACACACACACACACACACACACACACACACACACACACACACACACACACAAACGAAAACACGCACACACACAGGCAAACAUUCAAGGCAUCGAUGAACAAGUCAACACAAAACAACAUGACAAGCAAGAGUGCACUGACAAACACUAACAUGCUGACAAGCAGAAGUGGCUACACUUACAGCAGCAUCAACAAAGAACUUUAACGAACAGAGGCCCACUUGAAUCCUCCCUGUAAGGCAAACAACAGGACAGGUGAGUGUGUGUGGGUGUGGGUGUGGGUGUGGGUGUGUGGGUGUGGGUGUGUGGGUAAGGGUGGUGUGGCGGCGGCGGCGGCGGCCGACACAUUCAGGAUGCCCAUGCGGCCUAUGGCGGGGUCUGCUGGGCGAGAUCUGAGGAAGACUGAUGGAUCAGCCAAGUACCUAUUGAUGAGCCAGCUUAAUGCUAAUGGCCGUAAUGAGUCACAACGCGUGUCAACAACACAGAGAGGACAGGGAACCUUUUAAUCUCUUAAUACCAUCAGGGAUCAAUGACACCGUCAUGCUGCUGGAAACAAACAUGACUGACACCGCUCAACUUAAAUGUAACGGCUUAAUAUUUCCCAUGAUCACGUCAAAGAGGCAUUGAUUGCAACUUGCGCUUUUUAUUGAGCACCAUUGGUGAUGAAGCGAUGAACAAACGAACAACAGUUGUUACCUUUGGAUUGUGUAUUUAAAAAAUUCUUUAAAAAUUCAUAUAUCUGGGCUUUUUUAUCCACUUUAGCUAUACUAUAUUUAUCAAUAUCUUUGCAUGUUCUUGAUACAAACCAAUCAAUCAAACGUGCUAUUAGUAUAAAACACAUUUAGAGCUGCCACAGCUCCAUCUUUCUUGACAGCCCUUUAUUCCGUUUUUCUUUUCUUUUUUUUUUACUUCUUCCCUGAACUAAAUUGGCUGACAUUGAGCCUCAAGGGUGUAUGGAAGCACAUUUAAAGCUCUGAACUCGCAUCAUUUAUUGAAUUUUAAGGGCAACACAUGAUAGACUCGCUGCCUGGAACAUACAGUAGCAACGUUGUCAACACACUCACCCAAGGCUUACAAACACGGUCGAAUGUUUUUCUUGCUUUUCACCAGUGAAUAAAUGAGUGAAUGAAAUACAGUAUAUGAAUGAGUCUAUUAAAAAAAAAAAGGGUUCAAUAGCGUUACCUUCAGUGUUGUACUGGCUGUCCAUGAGUGUACAUACACAUACACUCAUACAAAACACGUGGUAUGAGAUGGGGACUUUACAUGUGAUGAACACGUGGGGACAAACUAAGGGAAAGAAGCAGUGCAGUGAGGGUAAAAUGGAAGUGUGUGCUACGUCAGCCCAGUUAUAGUGCUAAGUAACUGAGUCUAGACACACAGCUGGUGUGUCACACUGUAGCUUUGUUCCUAAUUUAGCCCUCUGCACAGGUCUGCUCGGCAACAGUGUGUGUUGUGCAUGCGUGUCCGCCUGCCCGCUCUCCUGUGCAUUUGUGUGUGACUAAAGCUACUUCAAUGACCUCUGUAGUGGCCUCCUGUGCAGCAGAGACUUGUAAAGGGCACCGUACUGCAGGGCUGCCCUACGCUGAAUAAACCCGGGAGCUCGAUUCAGACAAGCCGAGGACGGAUCCGAUGCCGUCUGCUGUGAGCACAUCAAUCCUGCUCAUUCCAACACCAGCUCCCUGCUGACUCGCCUUCACAUUCUAUUCUGUCCAGAACACUGACCAACACACGCAUGUCCACAUCCGCUAACAGGUAGCCAGCCAUUAUCUGACAGGGAAACUUAAGACCGCUACUUCUCGGUGGUGUGGAGUAGCUGUAUGUACAGUGUAUCCAACAAUGAAGGUAAUUAAUAAAUUCAUUUAAUCAUUUAUCUCGCUUUUUCAGAGAAGCACUUCACCAAUAAAAUAACUUUGCCAGUUUA